Manis pentadactyla (Chinese pangolin) is the source of this 6163-nucleotide messenger RNA. It is a transcript of the gene SYNE3, whose product is annotated as spectrin repeat containing nuclear envelope family member 3. Bases 155 to 2953 code for a protein of 932 amino acids. Gene Ontology annotation, cellular component: nuclear outer membrane; meiotic nuclear membrane microtubule tethering complex; cytoplasm. The transcript is spliced from 18 exons. Lineage: Eukaryota; Metazoa; Chordata; Mammalia; Pholidota; Manidae. The record is from RefSeq and is a predicted model, not a curated record. Gene Ontology annotation, molecular function: actin filament binding. Gene Ontology annotation, biological process: nuclear migration.
CCGGGCGAGGGCGGGUGUCCGGGCCCCGCCCCGCCCCCGCCCCGCCCCCGCCCCUCUCCGGAGCCGCCGGGACGCGGGGAGGAGGAGGGCGGCGCGGCCGGAGCUGCCCGCGGCGCCGCGCUCCUGCACCUCCGGGCCGGCCCCCUCAGGUGCCAUGACUCAGCAGCCCCAGGAGGGCUUCCACAGGAGUGUGGUGGACGCCCAGGAGUGGAUGAAGGCUGUGCAGGAGCGGCUGCAGAUCAACGACAACACCCAGGGGCCCCGCGCGGCCUUGGAGGCGAGGCUGCGGGAGACCGAGAAAAUAUGCCAGCUGGAGCCGGAGGGGUGCGUGAAGGUGGAUCUGGCUCUGCGAGCAGCUGAAGCCCUCUUGGCAUGCUGCCAUGAGGACCAGAAGCCCAAGAUCCUGGCCCGGCUGAGGGACCUCAAAGCCCAGUGGGAGGAGACGGUCACUUACAUGACUCACUGUCACAGCCGCAUCGAGUGGGUGUGGCUGCACUGGAGCGAAUACCUGCUGGCCCGAGAUGAGUUCUGCCGCUGGAUCCAGAAGAUGGUGGUGGUGCUGGAGCCCCCCGUGGAGCUGCAGCUGGGCCUGAAGGAGAAGCAGUGGCAACUGAGCCAUGCCCAGGUGCUGCUGCACAAUGUGGGCCGCCAGGCCGUGCUGCUCGACCGGCUGCUGGAGGAGGCGGCGUCCCUGUUCAACAGGAUCGGGGACCCCAGUGUGGAUGCAGAUGCCCAGCAGAGGAUGAAGGCUGAGUACGACGUGGUGAAGGCCAAAGCCCAGGCCAGAGUGGAGCUGCUGGAGCAGGUGACCCAGGAGCAUGAGCAUUUCCAGGCAAGCGUGAAUGAGUUCCAGCUGUGGCUGAAGGCGGUGGUGGAGCAGGUUAGCAGCUGCCUGGGACGGAACUGCAAGCUGAGCACCAAGGACCGGCUCUCCGCGCUGCAGGACAUUGCCGAAGAUUUUUCCAGGGCUGAGGAAUCUUUGCAGAGGCUGGAGGCGCAGGCUGUGGGGGUCAUCCAGAACACCUCUCCUUUGGGGGCAGAGAGGAUCACCGAAGAACUGGAAGAGAUGCGGAAAGUUCUAGAAAAGCUGCGAGUCCUGUGGGAGGAGGAGGAGGGGCGGCUGCAGGGCCUGCUCAAGUCCAAGGAAGCCUAUGAACGGCAGCGGAGGCAGCUGGAGGCUGAGCUGGGAGAGUUCAAGAAGGACCUUCAGAGGCUGGCUGAGGAGGGCCUGGAGCCCACAGGGAAGGCGGGGACUGAGGAGGAGCUGGUGGCCCUCUGGAGACUCUACUCGGCCACGCGGGCGGCACUGGCCGCGGAGGAGCCCCGGGUGGCCCGGCUGCAGGCUCAGCUGAAGGAGCUUAUCAUCUUCCCCCACGACCCGCAGCCGCUCUCCGACAGUGUGGUUGCGGCCAUCCAGGAGUACCAGAGCAUGAAGGGGAAGAGCACCAGGCUGCGCAAUGCCACGGGGGUGCAGCUGUGGCAGCAUUCCCAGCGGCCUCUGCAGGAUGUGCAGCUGUGGAGAGCCCUGGCCCAGAGGCUCCUGGAUGUCACCGCCAGCCUGCCUGACCUGCCUUCCAUUCACACCUUCCUGCCCCAGAUCGAGGCGGCCCUGGCAGAAAGCUCCCGCCUGAAAGAGCAGCUGACGAUGUUGCAGCUGAAGAAGGACCUGCUGAGUAGCGUCUUUGGCCAGGAGCGGGCCACGGCCCUCCUGGAGGAAGUGGCGACUUCCGUGCGGGACCGGGACCUGCUGCACAACAGCCUGCUGCAGAGGAAAAGCAAACUGCAGAGCCUGCUUGCUAAGCACAAAGAUUUUGGGGCUGCUUUCAAGCCCCUGCAGAGGAAACUCUUGGACCUGCAAGCCAGGGUCCAAGCUGAGAAUGGGCUUCAGCCGGACUGUCCUGGGAAACAGGCCCAGCUUUCAAGGUUGCAGGGGCUGCAGGAAGAGGGGCUGGACCUGGGGGCACAGAUGGAGGCUGCUCAGCCUCUCAUCCAAGGGAACCCCAACCACCAGCACAAAGUGGACCGGCUUUCUGCUGACUACCAGGCCCUGCAGAGGUCUCUGGAGGACCUCGUGGACAGGUGCCGGCAGAGCGUGUGUGCACAUUGCACCUUCAGCCACGAGCUGUUGGAGCUCCGACAGUGGAUGGCCAUGGUCACUCAGAAGCUGGAAUCACACCUGGGGGAUGCAGGUUCGUGGGAUGCCCAGUCCCGAGAGGUGGAAGUCGAGAGGCUGCUGGCUGAAUUCCCUGAGAAGGAGGCCCAACUACCCGUGAUUGAAGCUCACGGCCGGCUGGUGAUGGAGACGUCUUCUCUGGAAGGGGCUGCUAGGGUCCAGCAGGAGCUGGGGGAACUGGAGCAAUCCUGGCGGGCCCUGAGGCUGCUGGAGGAGAGCCUGCUGAGCCUUCUCGGAAACCGGCAGCUGCAGAGGACAGAAGUGGAUUCAGGGAAGAAAAUGAUUUUCACCAACAACAUCCCAAAGGCUGGAUUUCUCAUCACCCCCACGGACCCCAUUCCCAGGCAUCGCCGUCAGGCAGAUCUUCUCCAGGACGAAGGCGGCAGCCAUGAGGAUUUCCCCCAGCUCCUGAGGAACUUUGAGCUGUGGUUGCAGGUGGAGAAUUCCAAGCUGGUUAGAAUCAUCUCAAUGAGAACUGCCACAGCCUCGGACUUGAGGUCCAGAGGAAACAAGCUGCAGGAGCUAGAGGCUCGCGUACUGGAAGGUCAGUACCUCUUCGAGAGCCUCCUUCGUCUCAGGCCAGCAAGGGGGACCUCGGAUGAGCUGGAGGAUCUGCGUUACCGAUGGAUGCUCUACAAGUCCAAACUCAAGGACUCCAGCCACCUCCUGACCCAGAGUUCUCCAGGGGAGCCGACUGGAUUCCAAAAGGGCAUUUCAUUUAACCAUCCCAUCAACACCCAAGAGGCAUCAUCACCUCCAUUUUUGGCAUGGGGAAACUGAAAUGGCAAGAUAGGAAUGACUUACUCAGCGAAGGCCUGAGGCUCCUGAGUGGUCUCUGGACUCGGACUCCAAAGCCCACAUCUUAACCUUCUACCCUGUGUUUUGGAGAAAGCAUCCCUGGGGCCUGAUGGGUCUCCCUGCUUCUGGGAAAACCCAGUGUAAAUUGAUGUCCCAGUGCUGUCUUUUCCAAGGGAACACACUUGUUUUCCUGCCAAGCCCGUAGUGACAUGAGCCUCCAGCAUACGGUGCUGCAAAGCACUCUGCGUUCCCCAAGAGCUUUCGGGCCACGGAAUCUCUGUUUCAUGCUUUGCACACCAGGAUUUAUUCUUGGCCUCCAGCUGAUGUUCAUGUCUCCACUCUGGGAGAGUGGGUAUCCCCUGGACUGGGUGGGCCAGUCGUGAGACCAACACUAUGCUCUGAGCCCCAUGUCAACCGUUUAUGUGCCCUUGGGCAAGCGGCCCUGCCUCUCAGGGCUUACUUUCCCCAUCUGUAUAAUGGGGCCAUCGAUACUGACUUUAUUUACUUCAGUAUAAACUAAUUUUGAAGAUCGUGUGAACUAUUGUUUGUAGUUCUUCUGAGAGUCCUGGUUCCUCCCACCCCCACCCCCAAUUUAAGAGAAAACAAAGAACCUCGUCAUGAAAGGGGAAAGAGGAACCCAAAGAGCACCUGGUGGCUCCUGGUGGGACGGGGGACCCAGGGCCGGGUGUCCAGGCUGCCUCUAGCUCUCUUACUUUAAGCCCCUCACUGGUUGGGAGCCCCCAGCUCCCAGGCCAGAGUCCAUGGGGGGUCAUGCCUUGGUACCUGGUACCUGGCAUGUAGUAAGUGCUCACUAAAGGGUUUUGGCUGACACCCGCCCUGCAGUGCAGGCUCAGGUUCCCGGCAGACUGUGACCGGGUUCAUGUGGAGUGUUCACGGCUCUGUGUUUAUUUGCCGCCUCCUCGUCCAUUCACUCAUUCAUUCCACAAGUAUCUACUGAGUGCUGACUUUGUGCCCAGCACUGUUUUAGGCACUUGGAAUGCAUCCGUGACCACGAGAACAAAGACCUGCCCUGGCCAACUGUGCCUGCUGGCUGGGAGGAGGGGGUAUGGCAGAGAGGGUGCACACAUCUAGCUGCUAUUGCUCAGCACAGUGGCAAGUCUCUGGGUCAGGGAGCUCUGAAGGGCAGCAGCAGCAGCUUGCGGGUCUUCUUAUUUACAGUGUUUAUCCUACUUAUGGUUGACAGAUGUCAGGUACAGUUUCAUAAGAUAUGCAAAGCAGACAGGCUUUAAAUGGCUGAACAAUAUGCUUAUUCAGGCUAUGUUUAAAGCAAUUGGAUGCAUGACAAUUUGAAUUUGGUGCUGACUGGCUUUUGAGCUAAUGGGUCUUAGCCCACUGCGAAGAAGCAAGCAAGCCAGGGACCAAUAUACAGAGGCCACUUUGGGCUCGUUUUCAUGACGGCUUGUUUAAGCCAGAUGUCUGGAUCCCACAAGUUGAUCCAUUAGGUCUGGAGUGUCCCAAGAAUCUGCAUUUCUAGCAAAUUCCCAAGCGAUGCUGAUGCUGCAGACUUCGGAGCCACACUCUGAGAACUACUGCUUUAUGAUCUUGUUUUGAAUCCAGAAUCCACCAUUAAUGUGUAUGCCCAUUGGCAAGUCACUGAAUCAGGGUUUUCCAAUGAAUGAAAUAAGCGUUCCCCCUUACAGGAGCUAAUGGUAGCCAAGUUCUUGUGACAAUGAGCAAUAGGUAGAUUCUGAAUUGCCAUGUAAGCGAGGACUCUGGAGACUUCUGCAGACUCUGCUUCUCUUCCUGAGAACAAAGGGAACGAUGACACUUGUGCAUCCUCCUUUGGUCUUGUUCUCAUGUUGUUUUUGCUGGUUGUGUAUGCACAUGCACGUGGAAGGGUCUGCACACACGUGCACAUACACACAUAGGCCUGACAGGUAGAAAAUAGGUGCUGUCUGUAGCAGUUGUAAUCUUGCCAAUUUAAAAACAUUCCAUAUAUUAUUUUUGGUUCUGACGGGAAGAAAAAAAAAAACCUGCCCGAAAGCUAAUUAUUUAUGAGCAGUUGGUUUUCCAUGCUUUUCUGUCUCCGUGCACCAAGCCACUUCCAACUGUGUCAGUGGCUUCAGCCUACUUGUUUGUAUAAACAGAAUAAUUAAGGUUUAUUAAAUUUUCAGCUGCCUACACACUUGUCAGCUCAGUGCCACCGGAUAUGUGUGCCUGCAGCAUUCAGGCACAUGAAAUGUAAUUGCUUUUUCAAGUUGCAAUUGGCUCAUGAGUCAACUAAAUUCCUGCCUUGGCCCAGGGAAGCCGUGUACUCCUUACCUGGGACAGUUGGUGGAGGAACAGAUUUGCGAGUAUUUGUUUGCCUGGGUAAACCAGGGCAGGGCCAAUGUGCCAGUUGGCAGGAGUGGAGAGCAGGCACCUUGUAGGCAUUGCAUGUUGUGGCCUCUUGGGAGACAGAUCCAGAUGUUAAGCAACUUGAGAGUGGCCUUUUUAUUUACUUGUCCAUAUUUCAUAGGUGUUAAGACUCCUAAUUUUUUGUGUUUUCACAUCUCCGGGAUUUGGAUGUCUUACUACAAUCCAGUUCUUUCAGUGAGGAUUUGCAUUUGCUUCCUUCCACCAUCCAGGACACUUACCCUCCUGAGAUUUCUCUAAAUUAAAGUCUUUGCUAGCGGGCUGUGUUUUGUUUGGCUUUCCCGAGGACCACACUGAUGGUGCGAACCUAGGUGGCCACCCUCUUGGAGUUCUGGCCCACUGUUCAGAAUUCUCAGGGAAGAGUUUUGUUUCCCUCCCUUCACCCAGUGCCAAGCUAAGACCUCCAAUUUCCUUCUUCCCCUUUCUGGGAAGUGAGAUUAUUCCUCAUUUCCCCUGACAUUGAGAUGCAGCCCCCAGGCACCCCAGCUGUAUGUGGGGUCUCUGUUCAGACUCUCCACCUUGGUGGUUGGUUAUUUUUGUUCCCUAGUGAAAUGUAAAAUAAUGGUGCAUCUUAUAAUCAGCAUCUUACAUGGGAUGAAAUACUGUAACACCAAAUCUCAGAGAGCCUUAGUGAGUUUUCCAUGUUACAUAGUAACUUCCUGUCACAGUAACUGUAAUGUUGUAAAAGUGUCUAUUGUGCUCUAGGCACUGUGCUGGAAUCCCCAUGUGCCUGGUCUGUGAUGCUCACACCACCAUCUCAUUUUUGUGGGAGAAGAGGGCCACUUGGCGUUUUCUCCAUAUGUGGUGACAGGCCCA